Messenger RNA from Diatraea saccharalis (sugarcane borer), 1168 nucleotides. The record is from the annotation of a GenBank genome assembly. Lineage: Eukaryota; Metazoa; Arthropoda; Insecta; Lepidoptera; Crambidae.
ACCAGUUUCAAUAUGGCGGCCUCGGCGCAAGGUUCUGGCACCGACCUUCGGACUGAGAAACUUGAACCAGUUCGUCACAAUUUUCUCUGAGCAAAGCAAGAUCAUGGUGGAUAGAUUAGCUGAAGCUUCCGACAAAGGAACCUUUUCGAUCUGGAAGUACGUCACAUCGUACACUAUGGACUCAGUUUGCGAGACUACAAUGGGCACAAAAUUGGGUAUACAGAAACAGGACAACCACCCAUUCCUGAAGUGUUUCGAAAGAUUCACCGAGCUGGUAGCAACCCGCACGCUUAUGCCGUGGCUCCAUAGUGACUUCAUAUAUAGAUUCACGUCUUACUAUAAACCAUACUAUUAUAACAUUAACUUUAUGACCAGUUUUGUUUCAAAGAUUAUAAAAGAAAAACGUCAAGCCUUAUUAGAUGGUACAAACAGCAAAAAUGCCAUCGAUGAACAAAAUAAUGAUACCGGCAAACCAGCGACGACGACCUUCUUGGAACUGCUAAUUGAGUACUCAGGAGGUGACAGAGGCUAUACAGAUUUGGAGCUUCGAGAAGAGACAAUGGUAAUGCUGCUGGCAGGCACUGACACAUCCGCAGUAGGCGCAUCCUUUGCUGCAGUCAUGCUGUCCAAGCACCAAGACAUGCAAGAGAAACUAUAUCAGGAAAUAAUGGAAAUUCUCGGUGAUAAGGACAGCGUCGCAGCCGAGGAUUUGCCACGAUUUAAGUAUCUGGAUGCUGUGGUCAAAGAAACUUUGAGACUGUACUCACCUGUGCCGAUCACAGCGAGGACUGCCGAUAGAGAUUUCGUUUUGCCAUCAGGUAGAAAGAUCGUGAAAGGAUCGGGUGUGAUCAUCCACAUAUGGGGGACGCACAGAAACCCUAAGUACUGGGGAGCCGAUGCCGAAGUAUUCAGGCCCGAGAGGUUCUUCGAUUUACAACUGGAUCAUCCUGCAGCGUACAUGCCCUUCAGCUACGGACCCAGAAACUGCCUUGGUUACCAAUACGCAUCGAUGUCUAUGAAAACAGUAGUUGCAUCACUAGUGAAGCGUUACAAGAUUCUACCUGCAGAGCACGUUGUUGAAGAUGGCGAGAAACCUUUAAGGGUCAAAUUCGACAUCAUGAUGAAGCACGUUGACAAUUACCAAGUACAGUUAGUUCGCAGAAAAUGA